Messenger RNA from Musca domestica (house fly), 929 nucleotides. Its product is annotated as peroxisomal membrane protein PEX13. The record is from RefSeq and is a predicted model, not a curated record. The coding region runs from base 433 to 885 and encodes 150 amino acids. Lineage: Eukaryota; Metazoa; Arthropoda; Insecta; Diptera; Muscidae. The transcript is spliced from 2 exons.
AUUAAAUCUCCAGCGAUAUUAAAAAUGAAAAUUUUCAAAUUAUAGAAUAUGCUAUGAAUUAGGUCAGUAACCCAGGUUCGUAAAAUACGCCAUGCCAUCCAUGGUGGCAAUGGGACUUUUUCAACAUUGUGUGAAGUUCGUUUAUUCAGUGAUGAAUGAAUUGCUGCAUGCCGGAAAAUUUUGAGAAUAUUUCCGCUCUAUUGUUGUUGAAAAAAAAUAUGAAAAAAUGACUAAAAUAAAGUAGGGUGAUUAGAUGAUCUGCCACAUAAUGAAAAGGUGAGAGAUUUGUUUGCCAAGCAAAUAGUACAAAUUGUUUACCCGGGAAAUAUGCUAGACUAGAAGAUUUCUUAUAAAAUAGCUGGAGAUAAAGAAGACGUCAAGCAGUGGACAAACAGCCAUUGAUCUAAAGUGUUCGACAAUUCUAAAACAACUAUGGCAGCAAAGAUUAUCAUUGUAUGUGUGGCCUUGGCCGUAAUUUCCCAACUCAGCCGGGCUCAACAGCAACCGAAGGCGGAGGGACGCAGUUUUGGUUUGGGUGGAGCGCCUGUAUUUGCUCCCCCAUUAAUUGGUGGAGGAGGACGGGGUUAUUAUGGCUCCUAUGGCCAGAGCAAUUCGUUUAGCAGCAGUUCCAGUUCGAAUGCCUAUGGACAGUUUGGUAGCGCAUAUCCCGGUUUUGGUGCCUAUCCUGGUCCCGUAGGUUAUGGUGGUUAUCCUGGUUAUGGCGGUUAUGGUGGUGGUUAUGGACUGGCAGGUUAUGGCGGUUACAAUGGCUACAAUGCCUACAACAGUUACAGUGGCUAUAAUGGUUAUGGCGGUGGCUCUGCGUACGGUGGCUAUCCCGGUUAUGGUGGCCUUUAUGGUGGCGGUGCUUUCGGUAAACGUUAAUGAAACUAAAGUGUUGUUAAAUAUUUAAUUUAAAGAAGAAGAAG